UCCUAGCCGUUGUAGACGCCGCGAGCGAGAGCAGUGAGAUCAGUGAAAAUAAAUUUGAAAAACAAAUAUAAGAGAGUUUUCAUUUUGGAACUGCAGCUAAUUUAUUUACUUAGUAACUGACAAUUUUGAAGAGAAUUUACGAUAGCGAUCGCAAAAUAUUUAAUUGCAAAUUCUUUGCUAGAAAAGCGAAUUCAUUUUGAAUUUAGUGACUUGACACAGUUUCGUGGAAGUGAAACGGACAUUCAAAUAACGGGCAGUGUGUCAGUGUACAGUGAUUUUGAAAUCAUUCAAAGCUUGGAAACCAAAUACAACAAUAACAACAGCAGGGACAAAGAAAAUUCCGUCAGCUAAAUAUAGCAAAAGAGAGGAAAACAGCAACACAGAAGCCACAAAAAUUGGCAAUUGACUGUAGUAAAAAUUCGGCGCCAUUUGGGGAAGUCAACGACGACAUUCCACCAAAACAGUAGCAGCAACAACAAACAAAGAAUACAAAAAAAAGUAGCCGAUACGCACCAGCACCAGCAACAACACUAACACGCACACCAACAGAUACCCUAAAUAAAAGUGAAAUUUUUGCCACACACCGCCCAGUAAAACAACCGGAAACACAAUGGUAACAGCACAACUGGCAGUUCGUCGUAGCAACAACAACAACAUUACCAACAAUAAUAACAGACACAAAAUCAACAACAAGAAACAGAGUGGAACUAUGCGCAGCAGCAGCAGCAGCACCAGCGCCCAAGUGAAAUGUCGCCGCAGUGGCGUUGGCGUCGCCUCAGCGUCCUCUCUCAGUCUGGGUCUUUGGCUAUUGCCAGUGCUGUUGGUUUUGUUGGCGUGGCAGCAGCAGCCUUGCGAGGGACGUUAUCUGCCGACAAGGUCACAUGGCGACGAAUUGGAUAAAUUGCGUGAGCUGAUGUUGCAGAUCUUGGAGUCCAGCAAUGAGGAGCAACGUCCACCAAACGAGGCCAAUGGCAACACACUGGCACAACGCGCUUCCUGGUUGAAUAAAUUGAAUGGCAUGGACGGACUGGAGACGUCACGAAAAUAUGGCUCACGUGGCACCUAUGAUAAUGGGCGAUAUUAUUAGAUUAAAAAAUAAACUAUAAAGACCAUAAAAAGUCGAGUGAAGAGAAGCCGUUGAGGGUAAAGAAAUAAAAAAAGUGGAUUUGAUAAAUACAGAAGGUCCCAGGUAGGAGUGGAGAGGAAGUGGCAAGAAAAACUAAACACAAUUUAAAGUAAAUGAAGCGUUGCUAAAAUGCAACAAAAAUAUAAAGUAAACUGAAGUUAGUAGAGGAGUUUGAAUAAAUGAAUAAAAUUUAAUGAGGACACUUGAACAAAAUUUUUAUGCAGAGAGUGAGAGAGCGAAAACAUAUGAAUUGGGAUUUCCAUUGGGUGUUAAAAAAGUAUGAAAAAAUGUUUAUCAGAAGAACUCAUUAGUAGUUGUUCACUUUAAAAUUAUCCAUAUUCAGAUUAUAGUUUAAUAAAGAAAAGCUUUAAUUUUUUUUAAAUUAUAUUUUUGCAAUGAAAAUAGAAAAUGUAUAUUAGUAAAUUUAUAUACCUAAUAAGUUUAAGAAUUACUUCCUAGGCAAACAUUUCACAUUUCGAAUGCUUUGCGUGGAGCCCACAAGCUUUAUUCUUACUUUUAAAAGUUGUGUGCUACAAAGCAUGUAAGUUGAGUGAAAGUCUCGGUAAGCAUUCAUAGUCUGAAAGUGCGCCAAUGAGCGCCUAAUUGGAAUAGAGUAGUUUAGUACUACAAAUACAGCGACAUAGUGAAAGUUUUAUUAUAACAAACAUAGUUUUAAUGAAAGUUGCGCUAGAGGCUCACAAAUAUUCGCAGAAACUUGGCGUAUAUUCGCGCAUUCCUAAAUAAAAUUCUUAAAAUAAAAUAAAGAAGAGCUUUCGAAUUUAUAUUUAUUCUAAAAAGUGGGAGAUUGCAGGAAGAGUAAUAUUUUAGAUUAGGUUUAGCUUUCACUUUUUAAACUUUACUUAAAUUUGUUCAGGGAAUUUCAACUUAUUUCUUACAUUUUCAAGCAAUUAACUUAACUUUUGAAAUUUGCAGCAGAACUGAAUUUUAAAGCUCUGUGAGUGUAUUAAAUGUGCAAUUUUAGAUACAUUGUGAGCUUUAAUAUGAAAGCUUGAGCGCAUAUUUAUUUAUUUUUUCCACUUAAUGAAUUCCAUACUUUUAUUUUGUAGUGAAAUGCUCGCAAAAUGCAUUAUCUAAGCCUUACUGAAACGUUUUCGAGAAAGAGUGAGGCGCAGCUUCCAAUUUUUAUAUGUAAAAAAAAAUAUUUUGGAUUUAAAACAGUUUCUUUAACAACAACCUACACAAUUAGGAGAGCUUUAAUCAUUCUGCCAGAUGUUGUAUAGAAAUUUCGCCAUUUUCAGAUGCAGUUACUCAAUUUUUUUAGUCCCUAUACAAACUUUCAUGGGAAAUGUAAGAUUAUAUGGAUUCUUAUAUGAUUUUCUCUGAACGUGUCUAGCUUGAAGCAUCUCUUCUGAAUGAAAAGCUUUGUAGAAAUAACUCACGCUUUCAUGUCUUCAAAUUAUGUUGAGCUAUUUUGAGGUUAUAUGAGAUAUUCUUCAAAGACAUGGCAUUAGAUAUAUGAGACCUUCUUUAAAGCUAUCAUUCAAAGAACAAUGAACGUAUUAAAUUCCAUGAAAAAUUUAAAUUUCAAACUAUUCAGAUGUAGUAUUUAAGCUUUUGUAAACACUUUUAAAGCUUUUGUUUAAAAUUUGCGAGCUUUUAAUAUAAUUUGUUUUUCAAAUUUCCCACUAUAAUAGCCGGAGUUUCGAGCUUGUUAAUUUUACAUAUACUUCCGCAAGUAGUAUAAAAGCUGUUCAAAGUUUUUCUAUAGCAACGAAACUUGAGCUUGAGCGGAACUAGUUUUUUAAACUUAUUACGAAAUUAUAGCUAUAACCUCUUUGAAUGCCUGAGGAUAGCUUUCGUAAAUACUCUUUACACUUUCACGCGGAAUUUGGCGGCUAUUGGCUUAAUAGUAAAAAUACUUUGACACAACUUUCAUUUUCUCAGUUGUACUGAAUGUUCUGUAGCGUGGAUAGUAGUAGUAGCAAAGAUAGAAUAGAUUGGUUUCAAACGAGAUACCGAUACUGUUACGAUAACGAAGCUUCAAGCUUUUUAAAUGCGUUAAGUUACUGUUCAAGCUUUCAUGUCAAAUUUGAGAGCUUUUGCUAUAAAGUUAUAUCUUUAAAAAUUUCAUUGAAUUUUUUCCUCAUUGAAAGUGCAAGCUUAUUAAAUGUGCUAAGUUACUGUUCAGGCUUUCAUUUAAAAUUUAGGAGCUUUUACUAUUAAGCUUGAACUUUAUGAAUUCGAUUUUUUCAUUACUGAAAGUUCAAGCUUUUAGUGUGUUAAGUUGGCUUUUAUAAAUACUGUUUACGCAUUCAUUUAAAAUCUGGAAGCUUUUACUCCUCAAAUGUUUGUUAGUAAAUUCUAAAGUCUUAUCAUUAUAAACUCAAAUAAAUUUGUUUCUUUGUUGAAACUCCUUUUUAAUUUUGUUAAGUUACAAUACUAUUUAAGCUUUCAUCUAAAAUUUGGGAGCUUUUAGUCCUAAAUUUUGUAUCAAUUAAUUCUAAUGAUUUUUUUUCUUGAACUAAGAUUUCUUGUAAAUGUUUAAUAUAUCUAAACAUAAAUGUUUAAUAUAUCUAACAUAAAAGCUUUCGUCCACUCAAAAAUUACUCUACAAAAUCAGUUCCUAUCGGAUGUAUGCUCACAAAGAUGUAUUUAUCGUUCAUUCUUAGUAGUAAAUGUUUAAUUUAAGUCAUUCACCCAAUAAAUAAUAUAAUUUGUCUAUAUACUCGUAUGUAUGUCCUACAUAUAUUUUAGACAAAAACUUAAAUGUUCCUUAAUAUUUAACAACAACAACAAUAAUAAUUACCCUCAUGUAUUUACUCUGUAUUGUAUUUAGCUUUUAAUGGAAAAUUUUUGCCAAAAAAGAAAAAGGAAAAAAGUUUGUAACUAUUUACUCAUCCGUAUGUAUUAUGUAAGUGUAUUUAAAUGAGCGGCGUACAACAAAAACAACCACUAUGUAUUGCAUAUGUAUUCAUAGGUAAAUAAUUUACUCGUAUUAAAUAUGUAAUUGUAAAUGUUGACAGGAAAACAAUAAUUUUUCGUAGUUUUUAAUCAAAUCCAUGUGCAGAGAAAAACUACAGAAAACAAAAAAAAAAAAAAAUUAAAAAAAAAUUAAGUAAAAAUUAUAAUUACCAAAACAGAUAUUUUAAAUAGAAAAAUAUGUAUUAUAUGGACAAGUACCGUUAUAUUCCAAAUGGAAGCAUUUUAAGUGAAGUUUUAAAUAAAUACAUAUAUACUCGUGCA
Molecule: messenger RNA, 4330 nt
Organism: Anastrepha ludens (Mexican fruit fly)
Lineage: Eukaryota; Metazoa; Arthropoda; Insecta; Diptera; Tephritidae
Exons: 3
Coding region: 611-1087 (158 amino acids)
Source: RefSeq, a predicted model, not a curated record